AAGAUAGCUUUCAGUUAUUUUACUUUAUAGAGAAAUAAUGCAAGGUUGUGGAUGAGAUGGUCACCUUUUAUUCACAAAAGUCAUCUUACAGCGUAAAUAAAGUUAAACUUUGGUUAACUGGUAGUCGUAGAUGUCGUGUUUACUACAGCUGGGCAAUAUAAGUAGUACGCAUUGUGUCGAUAUGUCAACAUCGACGUUCUCGUCCAAAAUCAUGCUAAAAAGUACUGGUAAAACUACAUUUGUAAUUAUAAAGUGAAUGAUCGAGCAGUGAUCGUCAAAGCCUACAUGUUCUUUCAAACCUACUUACGAAACGAAAAUGAAUAACGUGGAAAUUGAAGACGUCUAUCACCAUGACUUCACAACAGCCUCUGAAUGGGAAGUAUUUAUCGCAAGAUUGGAGGAAGUUAUGCACGAAUGGAAACUUUCUCAUACAAAACCAAGUCCUCCGUUGAAAGAAGGAGAUUUUCUCAAUUUGCCAUGGGAGGAAAAUACCGAAAAGUUGAACUUUGCAGAUGUUGAAUUUUCUCUGAAACACUAUAGACUGAAAACUGAAGAUAAGAAUUCCCAAACAAGUACCAGCUCUUUUACGGAAGAACAAGAAGAAACAUGGACACAGAGUCAAAAGGAUAUAAUGAGUUCUGCUAAUGAUUUUAUACAGAUAGAUCAAAGUAAUCUAGAAAUUGCUUGUUACUAUGGAUUAAGAGAGUUUAUAUUACUAGUGCCUGCAAAACGAAGUUCAAUAACAGAUGAAACAAGAAUAAAAAUCUUGUUGAGUUCUUUGACAAUAGCAGUCAGCAAUGCGCAUUGUGAAAUACCAGCAUUUGUUCAAGUUCAAGAGCAAUGGCAGAAGUUUUAUCUUGGCAUCAAUGUUGGAAAAGGAUCGAGGAUGCACUUGAAUAUGGUGCAUUUGAAAAAAAUCCCACCUCACUGUAAACAUCUUGCAGGAUUAUUAACCAUCUUUAAGCAAAAAAUUGGUGAAGGAUGUGGUAUAAGAUUAGAUCCAGUGAUGGUAUCCGUUAGAUGGUCGUAUACUUUGAAGGACUGGACAAGCAGUACAUGGACACAAGAACCUCCAGACUUUGACUUUAUGCAAGGAGAAACCUUGGGUGUUGAUGAACUAGGGAAGCUUCCAUUUGGAGCCACUUUUGAUCCAAUCAAGGAAUUUCAUUUAUUUGUGAGUUGGAUAGACUUAUGUGAAAAUAUUGUAGUUGACAGUGAACACUUCAGUGAUCUGGAACCACUGUCUGCUUUAGAAUGGUCACUGAAAGUGGAAAUGGUCUCAUCCCCUGCCUGUUUACUGGGCGAAUAUCUUUCCAAUUUUAUACAAUUGUGCAAUAGUCCAAAAAGUCUAGUCGAACUACUUGGUGAAGGUGCUGCCUAUAUUGACAAUGAAAAUCAAUCCCUGAGUUCUGCGUUCAACAUACUCACGGAAUCCAGAAUACCUUCCAUUUCAACGGUCGUCAGUCGGACUACGUCCAAAUCGCGAAAAAACAACGUCGACGGUCCGAUAACGGAAGACGUUUUGUUGCCUAUACUUUAUUUUCUGUUUCCCGACGCCGAAGAGAAACCAAGAGCCCCGUACUCCGAAAACAGCGGCUACAGCGUGGACGACGAUCAGUGGCGAGGAAUAAAGACCUGUGCGAUCGACGGGCUGGUGUGGCGUUUGGCAAUUGUCGCUGCUCACUGCGCCUACAAUUUAGGCGGUCUCACAGCUCUCGCACAACUUUGGCACGAAUUUGUGCAGGAAGUGAGGUUUCGCUGGGAGAAAUGCAUUCCGCUACCAGGAGUCGGCCCCGGUUUCCCGGACUGCGUUCGCACCUGUCUACUGCACCAGAAGCUCCAGAUGAUAAACUGCUGCAUCGCACGGAAGAAGGCGAGGGAGGCGAACGAGAAGCGCGCGCUCGGCAUGGACCUCGGAGAAAGUAGUGGGGAUUCGGAGGACGACGAGUUCUUCGAGUGUCUGAACGAGGAUGCGAACGAGCGGCAACAUCCGCCCUGGAACCGACCCGUGGGCAGACUGGCGAAACAUCCCUCGCUGAGGCUCGUCGGAACGGGUGAACCGUUGUACCUUCCGGUGACGCAGGAUCCGGUGCCCAAGACCGAAGACCAGCUCGAGGAAGACGCCCAGGUGAUGAUGCAGCUGGGAACCGACAAGGCUGGCUCCGAGAUGAGAGCCAGGCUUAUGAGCGCCUCGCUGCUCUCCGAUAUGGAGUCUUUCAAGGCAGCGAACCCCUCAGGUCAGCUCGAAGACUUCAUCCGCUGGUACUCCCCGCGCGACUGGAUCGAGGAGGACGGCCAGGACGAGUGGGGCCAGCCAGCGGGUCACCUCUCGCCUCGUAUGCUCAUAGCCAACAACCCGUGGUCCAGCACCUGGGACUCGGCCAGACCAGUGCCGGCGCAUCGUCAGAAACGGCUGUUCGACGACACCCGCGAGGCGGAAAAGGCUCUGCACUAUCUCGCCUCCAAGCGACUCGGGCAAGUGGGUCAACUCCUGCUGCCGGUGCUGGCGCACUCGGCCCUCGUCACGCUGCACGAGCAGAAGGUCGACGCGCUGCCGAGCCUGCCCGACGUCGUCCAGGCGAUACACAAUAGGCUGCAGUUCGCCAGCAAGCCUAUUAAUCAGAAGCUUCAGAUCUACGAGGAAAUCACUCGCGAUAUCGAAAACGUCGAGGCCUUGAUAGCGCAGGUGAACUCUCUCCAGCUGAAAUUGGCUGGCGGCGAAGGCGAUUCCGGCGACAAGGAAUUGACGGCUUUCCUCGUUCAGCUGAUGCGCGGAAAGGAGGUCUCCGUACCGAAAGGGCCCAGAGGCACUAUCGGCGCUCGCAUCUCGAAAAUGUUCUCCGAUGCACAAAAGGCCGCCUACAUGAUGACUACCAGUCACACUGAGGCCGAGGUGAUAGCCGAGGGCAAGUUCAAGCCCUUCCCCAUGCCGACGUCCAAGGAAUUCGUUCUGCGCGCAAUGGCUCCGAGACCGACGCCUUGUUCCGCAAUGCAACCGCAACGGCUCUAUGUCAGCAUCGAUAGAGACUGCAUUCGCAUGGCUGGAGCUUUCUCCGAAGAUACGAUAUUUUUUUAACGGGGGUGGUUGUUGAAUCAUUGAGAGAGUCUGAUGCAUAUGUUGAACGUACAAUGAGACAUCGCGCUCGUUCAUCGGUAUACGAUGUAGAAUACCUAAAACUUUGUUGAUACACAAAUCUCGAUGGUUGUAAUGGGCGCCGAACAGCGUCGGUUCCAUAGUUUUAGCCGUGCAAGAUGUCGUAACGAACAGCGAUCAAUUUCAAUCGUGUUUAUAUUAUAAAAAUUUACAAAUUUACAUCGGUGCUGAGAGGAUUAACUUUUUUUAGGUGUAAAAUAGUAACAUUUAGCAAUAUUAGCGAUAUUUUUAAGAUAUUAUGUUGGAAGCUAAGGAUUGACAAUGCCAUUAACUUUAUCUACACUGUUUUAACGUGAUUCGGGGAAGCAAAUAGACUGUGCUGGGAGCCGAUCGGUCUUGCAGUUAUAGUCCUCGAAGCAACAAGUACGUUCUUCGACAUCCGUCAUCCUUACCUGUUUUUAUAACGCACCCAAUACAAUACGAAAUCUUAAAAAAUUAUUUAUAUUGGUUUGCACUGUUAAAUACAUCAAAUAUAACUAUAGUUAAUAAAUAUUGUAACGUUAACGUA
Molecule: messenger RNA, 3662 nt
Organism: Nasonia vitripennis (jewel wasp)
Lineage: Eukaryota; Metazoa; Arthropoda; Insecta; Hymenoptera; Pteromalidae
Gene: Rab3GAP1
Product: rab3 GTPase-activating protein catalytic subunit
Exons: 11
Coding region: 317-3076 (919 amino acids)
Biological process (GO): positive regulation of GTPase activity
Molecular function (GO): GTPase activator activity
Source: RefSeq, a predicted model, not a curated record